AUGGAGGACCACAUCGGCGGGUCGUCGUCGUCCAGCGACGACGACUCGGCGCCCGCCGUCAUCAUGCCGCCGCCGCCUCACGGGCACCACAUCAUCAACGAGGACGAGAUCAUCGACCUGGACGCCAUCGACGACAAUCACCACCGCCGCCGCCGCCGCAACAACUAUCACCGCCGUCAGAUGCGCAGCACCUCCGGCCACCCGGCCAUCAUCGACGCGAUACGCGGCACCGGCAACAUCAUCGACCUGAUGGACCACGGGCCGUCGUCGAUGGUCAUCGAGCGCGCCGCCGAGGAGGACGCGGCCGUCGCGUCGGGCAUCUGCGACCCGAACAGGGUGCGCAACUACAAGGACAUGUUCAGGUACGCCAGCGACCUGGCCGACGGGAUGCCGAUGAACAUUCAUCAAGACGCGCUCACAUUCAGCGAGGAAAGGAAGAAGUUUCUGUCAAAUGUUUUGUCUACCAUGUCAGUCAAUGUACACGAGGAAAUGAACAAUUCUAUUAAUAUUUUGUUUGACAAUAACAAACAAGUGGAUGAACAUGAAUUUGCGUUUGAUGUUAUUGCAGAAUAUGUUGACAAUAUUGAUUAUGCUAAUGAUUUUGAAAAGCUUGGCGGUUUCCAUAUCUUUUUACCGUGUAUCCGUUCCGAGCAUCCAACUGUGCGCGUCAAGAUGUGCGAACUGAUCGCUAAGUUGGUUCAGCAUAAUCCAUACUGUCAAGAAAAGUUUAUGGAAAAUACAAAGUAUCCGAAAGCAUUGAUUUCUAUGGUGGAAAACGAUCCAAACGAUGAUGUGCGUAUCAAAGCACUAGCUGCGAUUUCCAGUCUGAUCCGUGAAAACAUAACUGUUUUUUGGCAAUUUAUUGACCUUGGAGGUAAAGAUUUGAUUAUCAAUUCAUUGAAAGCUCCCAUUGAAAAAUUGAAAAUUAAAGCAGUGUUCAUAAUUUGCUCAACUUCUCAUAUGGGUAACGAUGUAGCGGAAAUGUAUGUUGAUAAUGGUGUUGUUGAAAUUAUAAGUUCGAUAAUCAUGGGCAUGGAAAAAAAUGUUGAACCAAGUCAUCACGAGUUAUUUUUAUCGACAUUGAAUCAAUUGAUCCGUAUGUCACCAGCAAAAGUCAAAGAAAUAUGCACUUCGUUUGUGGAUUUCAAGCCAGCAUUGACAUCAUUACGCGAUUCAUAUUCAAAUGAAUCAGAUUAUCAGGCAAGAUAUUAUGUCAACUGGUUUUUGGCUUAUAAUUAA
Messenger RNA from Macrosiphum euphorbiae (potato aphid), 1239 nucleotides. The record is from the annotation of a GenBank genome assembly. Lineage: Eukaryota; Metazoa; Arthropoda; Insecta; Hemiptera; Aphididae.